GACCAAGAGGAGGGUGACAGGGUAUUUCAGUGCCUUGCAAGAUGGCAUCACCUCUGCCCUGGCUAUACAUUAUUUUAUGGCUAGAUGAUGUCCUGGGGAAUCUUGAAGAUGAAGGAAAUCUCUACUCAGAGAACAUCAGCCGGAUCCUGGACAACUUACUUGAAGGCUAUGACAAUCGGCUGAGGCCAGGAUUUGGAGGUGCUGUCACUGAAGUCAAAACAGAUAUUUACGUGACCAGUUUUGGGCCCGUUUCUGACGUGGAGAUGGAGUAUACAAUGGAUGUUUUCUUCCGCCAGACCUGGACUGAUGAGAGGCUGAAAUUUGGGGGGCCAACUGAGAUUCUGAGUUUGAAUAAUUUGAUGGUCAGUAAAAUCUGGACACCUGACACUUUUUUCAGGAAUGGCAAGAAAUCAAUUGCACACAACAUGACAACCCCUAAUAAGCUCUUCAGAAUAAUGCAAAAUGGAACCAUUCUGUAUACCAUGAGGCUUACCAUCAAUGCUGACUGUCCCAUGAGGCUUGUUAACUUUCCCAUGGAUGGCCAUGCAUGUCCACUGAAGUUUGGCAGCUAUGCUUACCCCAAAAGUGAAAUCAUAUAUACAUGGAAAAAAGGACCACUUUACUCAGUAGAGGUCCCAGAAGAAUCUUCAAGCCUCCUCCAGUAUGACCUGAUUGGACAAACAGUAUCUAGUGAGACAAUUAAAUCUAACACGGGUGAAUACGUAAUAAUGACAGUUUAUUUCCACUUGCAAAGGAAGAUGGGCUACUUCAUGAUACAGAUAUAUACUCCUUGCAUUAUGACAGUCAUUCUUUCCCAGGUGUCUUUCUGGAUUAAUAAGGAGUCUGUCCCAGCGAGAACUGUCUUUGGAAUCACUACUGUUUUAACCAUGACAACUUUAAGCAUCAGUGCCCGGCAUUCUCUGCCCAAAGUGUCGUAUGCAACUGCCAUGGAUUGGUUCAUAGCUGUUUGCUUUGCUUUCGUCUUCUCUGCCCUUAUUGAGUUUGCAGCUGUAAACUACUUUACCAAUCUUCAGACACAGAAGGCCAGAAGGAAGGCACAAAUUGCAUCUCCAUCUCCAGUGACACUAUCAAAAGCGACUGAACGCUUGGAAGCUGAGAUUGUUUUGCACCCUGAUGCCAAGUACAAUCUGAAGAAAAGAAUCACUUCUCUGACCUUGCCAAUAGUUCCUUCCUCUGAGGCCAGCAAAGUCCUCACCAGAGCUCCCAUCUUGCAAUCCACACCUGUCACCCCACCGCCACUCUCUCCAGACUUUGGAGGCACAAGUAAAAUAGACCAGUAUUCCCGCAUUCUCUUCCCGAUUGCAUUUGCAGGAUUUAACCUUGUAUACUGGGUAGUUUACCUUUCCAAAGACACGAUGGAAGUGAGUGGCAGUGUUGAAUAGUCUGUAGCCAGGACAACUUGGAUACAACAAGAUUUCAUUUUCUUUAUAUAUAUAAAAAAAAAAAUAGAAUGGAGAUUUAUGUAGAUGCUUUUCAAAUCAUGAACUCAAAAUUGAAAAUCUGUAACAAAUAGCUCUGAAUAAGCAUGUAUGGGCCAUAAAAGCAAUAAUGUUACCCCUCAAAAUUGGAAGUUGAAGGUUGCUGAAAAAUACGACUUUUCAGUACAUUAGAGAAAACUCUUAUAAGUGGGUAAGAUGGAUUCAAGAUGACUUUGCCCAAAUUUUCUUUCGUCGUUGAAUGUUUUAAUUGCCACUGUGAAUAACAUUUACCACAAAGCAAAUAUAAGAAGAAAUGUUGACACCUCCAAAGGUUACCUUAAAAUAUGUUUAUUUUGGCUUAGUUCCAGGAGAGCAAAAUUAUGCAUACUGCCUAAAUAUGUAUCAGUAGCUUAAUGCCAGCAUGUUGGAGGUCUUUAUGCUAGUAAAAUGGCUUUCAGUUGCAUUGUAAAGCCUACAUUGAGUUUAGCCAUUUGUUUUUAACCUCUUUGUGCUUUUACCUCAAUAAAGUACAGUGUUUGUAUACAUAUGCAUUGUACAUGGAUCAUAAACUAUGUAUGCAUCUGUACAUAGCUUUGGUUAUUCUUUUAAUCUCUCUCUUUAAAAUUAUAUGGUUAAUACAAUUCCAUGAAGUUGCAGAAAAAUGGUGAUUAAAAG
Messenger RNA from Choloepus didactylus (southern two-toed sloth), 2114 nucleotides. RefSeq names its product gamma-aminobutyric acid type A receptor subunit alpha6 (gene GABRA6). NCBI's taxonomy places the organism in Eukaryota, Metazoa, Chordata, Mammalia, Pilosa, Megalonychidae. The record is from RefSeq and is a predicted model, not a curated record. Gene Ontology annotation, cellular component: synapse; GABA-A receptor complex; dendrite membrane. Gene Ontology annotation, molecular function: GABA-gated chloride ion channel activity; GABA-A receptor activity; inhibitory extracellular ligand-gated monoatomic ion channel activity. The transcript has 9 exons. Gene Ontology annotation, biological process: nervous system process; chloride transport; regulation of postsynaptic membrane potential. The coding region runs from base 42 to 1403 and encodes 453 amino acids.